CUCUGCAGGAAGUGAAGCUGAAUUUCACAAAUCUUCCCUUUCUGACGUCUCCCGAAUUUCUAGGAAUACCCCUUCCCUGUUACUAUAUUUGGUGGUAGUUUCUAGGAAAAAAAAUAAUUUUCGGACGGUCUUGGACUCACCACACCUCCUCGCAGAGGACUGUGCGCCCCGGGUCUCCUGGCACGGCCCCCACGGAGUUGAGGAGCUCACGGCUCGGGCUCACAACUCCCGGCGCAGACUGCACGUCUUUGUAGCACUGUUGGAGGAAUGAGCAUGGAGAAGGAGUGGGAAGGGGAGAGGUGUCUUUGUGGCAACAAUGAGUGAAUCUUCUCUAGUUUUUUUCCCGGCUGCUGCUCUUUGUUUUUUUGCUUGUGGCGUGACCGUGAUGAAGAAAUGUUUCAGGGCGCCUGGCAGGGUGAUCUUUUUAUGUAAUGAGUCAGGAUUUUGCCAACGGAAGGAGCCGGCUCGGAGCGAGGACCGGAGGGCUGUCUCCUUUCAAGAACGGGGACCUGCCCGGCGAGCGGCUCCCUGCGCGCGGGAUCCCCGCUCGCUGCGGGCGCUGAUCCCUUCCCGUUCCCGGCUCUCCGGGGCACCGCCGCGGCCACUGACAAGCGGUGAGUUGCGCUCUCCCUCCGCGCCCCCGCUCCGCGCCGCCCGCCCGCCCGCGGGGAGCAGCGCGGCCCCGCGACGUCCCCGCCGAGGCCGCAGGUGCGGCCGCCGCCCCGCGCCCCCUUCCGCGGGCAGCCGGGGCCGCGCCUUGCGCGGGGAUGGGGCGGCUCCGCGGCGGGCGGGCACCGGGGCGUGCGGGCGCGGCCGAGGCACCGCGGUCGCGGAAAGGCGCCCCGGGAGCGGCGGCGGCGGCGCCGCGGGGCCGCGCAUCGGCGGGCACGCGGCCCCGGGCAACUCCCGGCGCGGCCCCGCGCCCACCUGCCGCAGGCCGCGGAAGGUGCGCGCCGGGCGGGGCGCCGGGCCCGCCGCGCCCCGCGGGGAAGGGGCGGCUCGCGUGCCGGCACCCUCGGCAGCCACAGGUGUCCGCUCCCCACGGUGUCCGCUCCCCACGGUGUCCGGCCACCGCUCCCGUCCCGCUGCCUCCGCGUGGCUGCUGCGGCGACUUUGGCCAGGCACAAAUAACUCCAAAUGCGCGUGCGGAGGUGGUCGAUACGCACCGUCUGAUCAGGUCGUGUGAAAGCCAGAAAAACCUCCUAAAUCAUCACAGCCGUAAAUAAGUCAGUUAAAAUGUAUAGUCUGUAGAAAGAGGAAUUAUUUAAACAUUUCUACUUAGCCAGAAUUUCCAUCAACUUCUCUGCGUUCUCCUUUCAGGAUGUAUUUAUAAAGGUGUUUAUAAAGCAGUUCAGCUAGGACAGCAUUCUUCAGCUCCACAUUUUGAUUGUCAAAAGUAGAAUGAAUGUAAUAGUGGCUUUUCAAGGACAAUAAUUAGUUUCUUUUAAAGUAACUGACGGCAUUAACCUACUUCAGCCAUCCAAGUGUGAACUAUAAUGCUUUUAAACAUGGAUUUUACAUAGAAGCUCUGUUGGAAUUAUAAAGUGAAGAUUUAGACUACGUUCCUUUUGUCUGUGAAUUUCUACUUUUCCUCUCAUCUUUAAAAGAUCUUAUGAAACAAUAUUGAGGGUAGUAAGAUGAUGAUGUAGAGCUGAAUACUUGAGACUAUCAUUGUUAGUAGGAAGAGACCUGUUUUCAAGUAAAGUGAAAAUAAUUUCUAGUUUAUUGUACAAAUAACAAAUUUAGAAUAAUGACAGCUAUUUCUCUAUAAUGUGUCAACUUAAUUCUGAAAUACAGUGAAACAGAUAAAUAAUAACUUGUUACACACUUUGAGAAGUCUUAAUAGAUAUUUUGAGUGCUGAGUCUAAUAACUGUUAUUCUGUGUCAUUUUAUAGACACUUAGAAAAGUUACUUCUUACCUGCUUGAUAAAUAAUUCAUAAAAUACUAAUAAAAUCAGUUAGUAUCUGUUAGCAAUUCUUGCUGUCCAGAAAGUGAAGGAGGAUGUAUUGCGACUGGGCUAUAACGUUCUCUUUUGAUUAGGCUGAAAAUUACCCACUCUAUAAGCAAUGACUCAGUCGAUUGGGCAUAUCUCACAAAGAUACUUUACUUACAAAUUGAAUCUUGGAAGGCUGUGGUUCCAGAGUCGGGGUUUUGGGGGCGAGAUGAGCUUAUGUUUUAUCCAACUGGCCCACAAAGUCCCGCUUUUGGUGGUCACUUUGUUCUGCAAAAGAAAACAGCACAUUAUGGCUCUUACAUUGGACAGUAAACUUAGUAGUAAACUACUGCUGCACUUAGUAAAGGGCUAUUAUACACUUUAAAUAAAUAAUCAUGUUCUAGCUUUAGUGUUGUUUUCAGCAAUAAAAAGGUGGAUAGAAAAGAAAAUAAUUCCGAAAGUUAAACAUAAAAGUUUUCUAACUAUUGGUGAUGUUUUUCUCUUAAAAAGCCAGCAAAUGCUGAAGAAAAAGUCACCUUUCAAAGGGUGCAAUACAGGUGAAUUGGGAGAAAAGCUGGUCCCUAGAAAAGAGAGACAGUUUAAACCUUGAAAAAAUCUUUUAAACACUGGUAGCAUUUGUAUUGUCAACCCCCACCUCAUUUUUUUUUUUGCUCACAAAGUAUUCAGUUGUGAUGUAUCUCUUGAACGUUCCUUUCUGUGUGUCUGUGUGUGUCCACAUGUGUACAGUCUUUAUCUAUGAUUCAAUUUAAAGACUGCUGAUUUUUGUACUGUUAAAAGUGUGAAAUAUAUUAUUGUGAGUAAGGCAGUGUAAACCUGAGCUUGGUAGAGCUGUUUAAGUUCAUGUUACUAUUUACAUUUUGGUAUCAAUAUCCUAAAGUAUUGAAGUAUUAUUUUUACUUAAAAGUUACAUAGCUGUACUUUGCUCAUGGGAUUCUAGAAAGUGUUGAAAACACUGGUAGAGGUACUGAACUUUCUCAUGGUUCCAAAUACACUGCACAGAUAUUUAACACUGAAUGAACACAUGAUACACAAUGUAAUUUAUACAAUGUUUCAUAUAUGCAGCAUAUUCACACAAAAUACAUGCAGGAGCUCAGCUAGUGUAAAUGUGUCUGUCGUAGUUUUGACAUUUAAUGCCAGCUAAUCACCUGCUUGAGCUACACAUAAACAUCCAGACAUUCACAUUGUGAUCAUAUUGUCACUAUAGUCAGGCUAAUUUUAAGAGUUGACCUAUACAGACUGAAUCAAUUUGAGUAUUUCAAAAAGGCCUGGAAAUUCAGCUGAAGUGAGACAGUGACGCACUGUUAAAGCAAAGUUGUUGGCAUGUGAUUUAUCUGAUGACUAUGUGCAGGAUCUGUACAUUUAUGCAAGUGAAUAUCAGGAUCAGUUAUCAAGUUUUUCUAUAGAAUUCUCAUAUUUUACAUUUUAUAGCAACAUAAUUGCAACAAAAGUGGAAUAGGAUGUGUCCAAACCUCAGUGCAACAAAUUCCUCACUUGUUUAAGACUGAAAUCUGAUUUGGAGGAGCUUAGGUCAGAACUGUGGUGCUGAUGUACUUUUUAGCUACUGUUUUCCAUGAAAAUAAUACUGUUCAGAAGCAGCAGUUAUGAAAGGUUAAAUUUUCAUAAGCCAAUUAAGUUAAAAACAUAACUGUAGAAAUUUUUUAUUUUUGACUUAUACUAGAGUAUAUUAGUACUUAGUUUGUGAAUACAUUCCAGACUUGUCCAGUCUUCAUAGUUGUCAGAUUUGGACUGGUUUAAUUCCUGUGGUCUGUUCUCCAGUAUUCUGAGAAUGUAAGAGCAGAGAAUCAGAGAUGAGAAAGUGGAUCAAUGUGAGGAUCUUGCUUUAAGAGAACAGAGAAACACAUCCAAACAUCAGCAAAGAUCAGCUCUGCUCUGCUGAAAUACCACAGUUGCUUCUUACCAACUGUUACUUAAAAGCUCUUAAAUUAAAAUGUAAUUUUGUGCAGCUACUUCCAGUAAGAUGUAAAGAUCACACUUUGUUAAUCAGCUAUUUUUAGAUUAUUUUUUAAAAUAGAUUCUAUCUGCUAUCUGGCUCUCUAUUGAGGAUAUAUAAAAUUCACUUGCAUUGCUUCUUGCACCAAUAACCUAGCUAUAGAAUUAAUACACUAUUUAAAUGAUCAAUGAGCAGUGUUAAAGAACACAGUUAUGCUUCUGUAGGCCUUCCUCAUACAAUAUUUUUAUUCACAUUUUUUCCCAUCAAUAAGCUUACAGAAAGAGCUCCUGUUUGUCUCUGGUGUGCAGUAGAACAGACAGUUUGCUGCUGCUAUAGAUAUCAUGCAUAUAUUUUAAACUUUGAAUGGAUGUUCAUUUUGCAUGUGUUACUUAAAUUAAUGAUUAUUAGAGAAAACAUUGAUAGAUUUCCUAAACAUCUGUGUUAUAAAAAUUUGAUGUCUUUCCCUCACACUGGUUUUCCCAGCAGGUUUGUGUGCAGCUUGGGGUGCUGGCCUCAGAGCUGAGACUCCUGAAGUGCACUGUGUACCCACAGUAUUAAUAAUUAAAUACCUGGGAUCAGUCUAUCUUGCCAUUUGAUAUGAAAAAAGAAAUUUACAGAAGAUAAAAAAUAGAUGGUAUGUUUGUAAUAAAAAUUAAAUUUUCUUCAGAUAAAAAUGUCAUUAAUUAUUGAAAAAAAAUUUCGAAAUAUCAACCACAAUUAUUUAUUGCAUUUAUAAUUUACAAAAUUGAAAGUCCUACUAGCUGUCUUUCUAUUUAGAAUAAAUUUAAAACUACAUUUUUAGAAUUACUUUUCUGCAUUUUUAAGCAAAUCUUUAAAAAACCAGCUCACAAAACACACUGAAUCAGCAGAGGAUUACCAAAUGGCCUAAUCUGUUUACUUUUGAAAUUUUAUUGAAAGCAGUGAAAAGAUCAGGAUCUCCCCUGGAAUCCUGUGGCAUGGUUUGGAGCUUGCUCUGGGGCCUGUAUUUUCUGCAGCAAGGCUUCAACCUUUGACACCUCCUGAUCCUGUGUUGCAACAGAAAAGUUUUGUGACUCCCCUCUGAUCCAGCCACAGAAAAAGAGACAGAGAGCUAACGACCCCAAGCUUGGAAACUCAUGACCUGGAACAAUUAAAAUUUUGCCUUACUAAAGGCUGCAGAAUCAGUUGUCCUUCCCUAGGAAAUUAUCCAGAGUUUUUCUGGGCAAGAGCACAGACCCCCGAGGUGUGAAUUUUAAACUGUGCCUUGUUCUUUGCUCCCUGUUGCAGUGUUACACACCAGCCUUGCUUCCCUGGGGAGAACCUGGAGCUCAGGCUGCAGGAAAGGUCUGUGCAAACACAAACCAGUCUGUUCAGGCAUAUUUUUCAAGGACAUUACUCAAAAGAUAAUUUUACCUGCCUUGGAAAUUGUAUUAGAAGCCUGUGAAGCAAAAACAAAACAAAGAAGUGGAUUUUUGUAAAUGGCUUUAAGAGAUUUGGGGAAAACCACUGCUACCACCUGGAAGCUGCAGCUGUAGUGGAAGACAUGGUAGAAAAGUGGUUCAGACCCUGUGGCUUGAGCUUCUGGUGGAAUCAAUGAAUUUAAACAUCAUUGGCCCAAUUCACAGUGCACAUCAGGUAAUAACUACACUAAUCCCUUGCUGCAAUGCCAUAUGCUAUUCUCAGUCAAACAGUGCAAACAUGUAGGGAAUUUGGUAAAGGUAUAAACAUGGAAAAAAGAAACAAAGAAACAGGGUUUUGCCUGUGGUCAAAAUGCCCAAAUAGUUCCUGUUUCCAAGGUUUGGGGGCAAGGGCAAUAAUUCUGUAUUCAAGUGUGAAUGGAUAGGCCGUAUUCAGCUUGGGAAUUUUUUUCAGGACCUUUCCUAAAACACCUACAGAGUAAAUAAAGAUAAUAUCAGCAGAACUAAAGCCCCAUGCAUUAGUGAGGUAACUGGCUUUGUGAGGUAGCUGACAGGGCUACACCUUAGCAGUUGGCUCCAGAAGGUUACUCCUGAUCUCUGACUCCCUGUUGGAUACAAAGCUCUUUAUUUACCAACAUCUUUUUUAAUAUUGGAAUUGUAAUUCUCUACAGAUGGGCUCCAGAGUUUUGUUGUUUUUUUGGGGUUUUUUUCCUGUUUGGAGUAUACCUGCUCCUAGCUCAGCUCAAAAGAAGUCAUAAAAAUUUGAGUCCUAUCUGAUUUCCUAGUAUCCUGAAUACUUACAUUGUUGAUAUAAAUGAAAAACUUUUGAACAAAACUGUUUUGAUAUUUUCAGUUAAUACUGUUAAAUUUGAUUUAGCUGUUAAUGGGGGAGACUACAAUUCAACACUAUAAAGUAGUAUUUUUGCUGUUUGAAGUAUCUCAGCUUCAGUCAGACAGUCCAAAUCUUUUACUGCAAUUAUGGCCUUUCUAUAUGAACCAAUAUAAAAUAGUAUCUGGACACUAAUUUUUUAAAUAGAGAUUUUCAUUUGUAGGUCAGGACAAGAAUUAAAAAAGAACACAUACACCCCCCCCCAAAAAUAUAAAAUGUGUUUUGUCAUCUACAACAAGGCAUGUAUUGGCAAGGCAAAGUUGUAGGACAAGGUGAGAAAAAUAAUUCCAGGAUGUUUCAGGACUGGCCCAUAUGCAUCAGGAAAAAUAAGUCAAUACAGUAAUUGUACUGAAAGGGCAUUUCUAGAUGUUACACAUUGCUGCUGUUAAAAAUUUCUGGUUUAUGGUCAGCAAAAUCUGGCUUUCUGCUUUGAUGCUGCUGCUGUUUGUAUUAAAGCUUUUUUUUGUAAUCAAAGGCCUGUUUGAAAUCACCUCUGCACACACACCUCUGUCAGUAGGUGCCUGGAUGCUGCUCUAAAUCAGAAGUAUCUCCACUGAAUUCACUGGAUUUACAUCCAUAAAAAAUGCAAGUGAGAUCAUGUUAAAGUUUCUGGAACCUGAGAAAAUAAUUUAGUUAAUUUUUCAUAUUUUAACACGAACAAAGGACAAAUGAAUUACACAGAACAUAGUACUAAAUAAUGUGAAGAAUUGAGGAUUGCUUUUUUCAACAAUAUUAUUGUUAUAUUUUAUGCUUUGUACUACAAGAAUCUGUGAAGAAUAUGCCUGUUAGGUGCUAUUCAGUGUGGAUUGUUCUAAAAUAGUAACUUUUCACUGGGCAUGCCAAUUGAAUGGGCAUAACUUAAUGUGCUACCUGUUCUACUAAUGACAUUUAUAAAUAUGGGGAUAAUUCAGCCUACUAAAUUGGGAUUCCACUUUGUAUUUUCACUCUGACUGGUCCUUCUGUAUGUAUGGAAAACUGCCCAGACAGUUCAUUGGAAAAUAUCUUAAAAUUCUUUAAAAUGAAAGAUGUUCUAUUAUUCUAUUAUGUAUAACUUUCUUCUAUAAACUAAUGUUCACUCUGCCAAUGAAGUAUCCUUAAAAAUGAGAAAUGCAGGUCAAGAGUUAAUGAUGAUUAUCUUGGGGUUUUGUUUUGGUGGGGUUUUUUUGGGUUUUGGGGGGUUUUUUUGAGAGCUGAAAGAAGAAAUCUUGUCCUGUCUUGUCUUCAUGCAAAAUGUAUUUUACUUCCCAAAAAUAGUAUUUCUAAGAUAGCUGCCUCAGAAUUCACUUUAUUGCAUGGACAGAACCAUUUUCUACAUCCAGAGCUAAUGAAGUAGAGGAUCCUUGAAAAACUACAGUUUUACUCUCCAGUGGACUAACAGAAAAUUAUGAAAUCCUGAGGUAUUGUUGGAAAGUUGUUCUAACUUAAAAAUCUUUUCUUUAUAGUUUCAUUCUUGAUGUUCCACAGCAUUCACCACUUCCUGCAUGGCUUUUAACCGCAGGGAAAAUGAGGGACUUUUGGGGGCAGAUGUGUUUCCAUUACACUAUCAUAAUGCCCCUAAAAAUCCUUAUUGCUCUUGCAGUAUUCUUCUGUAUUGCUGGGCCUGGUGAGAACUACUUGAAGACCUAGCUUAUAAAUACAGCUUUUCUCUAAAAACACUUUAAAAACACCACUGAGUUUUAUUUUGCUUGUCUUAUAUUAUUUUUAGUUGUGUUUACUGUUGCUUAAAAUAUAAAUGGCAAGAUAUGCAACCACCUGUUGGUAAAUAAAUGUCAUAAGUCAUAAAUCCAAGGGACAUGCUGGUAACUGCAUGGGAUUAUCAAGAGGGGUCUGUUUGGGUUUAAGAGUGAGAGCUUCAUUUUUUGGGUACAACGAACUUGUUUUUUAUGUAAGAAUUUAGCAUUUAUGUAUCUGAAAAUAUGACAGCUGUUUUGCAAGCUAACUCAAAUGACUGCUGUAAGUGAGCCUCACGUAGAAUAUUUACUGCUUUUGGAAACACGCAUCAGGUCAUUUAUCAAAUGCAUAGAUCUGUCCAGUACAUUUCUUUGAAUGCACCAAAAUAUUAAAAUCAUGUUUUAAUACAGUCUCAAAAUAAAAUUAUGAUUAUACCUGCGGAA
Agelaius phoeniceus (red-winged blackbird) is the source of this 8306-nucleotide messenger RNA. RefSeq lists its product as uncharacterized. NCBI's taxonomy places the organism in Eukaryota, Metazoa, Chordata, Aves, Passeriformes, Icteridae. The record is from RefSeq and is a predicted model, not a curated record.